UCUCUCACUCUCUCUCUCUUUUUCGUUAUAUAUAAAUAAUUUUUGUUCUUUUCUCUCUCAAUGGAAGAGAAAACUUUAGCCUCACUAUCUCGCCUUGAUUUGGACAAUGAAGUAACACCUGAGAGAAACAAUGAAUCGGGUACAUGGUGGACAGAUGAAGACACCGAUAAUCCUGAAGAUAUGUUCCUAGUGGAAAACAAAGAUGGACAAACGGUUUUCUUAUUGGUCAAGGAUAACAAAAUUCACGAGAAAGAUUGUGUUACCGGUGAUGUUUACAUUAUCCAUGAUUUAGGAGUAAUUACAAAUUUAAUUCUACCAGGUGAAGAAGAAGGCGGAAAAUCAUCAACCGAUUGUCUAGAGAUAAAAUUAACCUUUGACUCUCGAGUUGAAAGUAAACCUGAAGCGAGUUACACAUUUGAAGAUGUUCAAUCAUUUAACCUUUUUAAGGAUCGAUUUAUUCAACCUGCAAUUAACCGUCAAGAUAAACUAGUCUCAUCUUACCAGCAAGAAGGAUUACCAAAGAGAGAGAUUGAAAAAUCUAAUCUAGAUAAAAUUUACAGAUAUGUUGAAAAGCUUCCCAGUGUUAGACUUGUUCAACAGGGUAAAAGUGAUUCGAUUGAUAAUAAAUUAUCAGGUGAAAGGAAAAUUCAAAAUGCUUGGUGGACCAAAGAGGACGUUGAGAAUCCUGAUGAUAUGUACCUGGUGGAAAAUAAAGAGGGUAAAACGGUUUUCCUUUUUGUCAAAGAUAAUAUUAUCCAUGAGAAGGACAGUGUUACCGGAGAUGUUUGGAUUAAUCAUGAUUUAGGAGUGAUUACAAAUGCUAUUUUCCCGGAUAAUGGUAGUAAAAGUUUGGAGAUAAAAUUAUCAUUCGAUUCGCGGGUUCAAAGUAAAAAAGAGGCUCGAUACUCGUUUGAAAAUCAAUCUUCAUUCAAACUGUUUAAGGAGCAAUUUGUUCAACCAGCAAUUAAUCGUAGAGCGAAACAAUUGUCACAAGGAAAACGGAAAUUUGAAUGUUUAAAAUGCGGUUUCUCAGAGAUUGCAAGUCAAUCUCACGAAAAGAACAAUUCUUGUCCCCAAUGUUCAAGUAUCUUCACCUUUUUCACCAAUGAUCGUUAAUUUCCAUCAUCAAAUCAUCAUCAUUAUCAUCGUAUUAUAAUCACCAAUCACAUAUAUACACACACAAUUAAUCAUCGUCUAAAUUUCUAAUCAUCAUAUAGCUUUUAUUUUCUGCUUUACCAAACCAAUUUUUAUUUCGUUUCCAUAUUGUAUUAUUUUCCCAAUCGUUAUGGUCUAAUUUUAAGACUAAUUUUCAAAUGUUUAUAUUACAAAUAAUUGUAUUAGUUUAAUUGAAAGAGUUGCAAACUAAAUUAUACAACUGUGAUUGCAAAUUUAAACAGAAAUCAUUUACCUGAGGAUCAUGAGGAUCAGAAAUGAUUUACAAUCCUUUAACAAUUAACUUUGAUGAGAUGAAGUUUCUUUCUAAUUAUCAUGAUUGCCUGAAACCAGAAGAAGGGCCAAUCCAAGGAUCCAAUUGAAUUGAAACAAUUAAACAGAGAAAUAAAUUGUACACGAAAUGUAAUCAAGUUA
This is a messenger RNA of Panonychus citri (citrus red mite), 1587 nucleotides long. RefSeq lists its product as uncharacterized. NCBI's taxonomy places the organism in Eukaryota, Metazoa, Arthropoda, Arachnida, Trombidiformes, Tetranychidae. The transcript has a single exon. The record is from RefSeq and is a predicted model, not a curated record. The coding region runs from base 61 to 1116 and encodes 351 amino acids.